This is a messenger RNA of Ailuropoda melanoleuca (giant panda), 454 nucleotides long. It is a transcript of the gene SMIM18, whose product is annotated as small integral membrane protein 18. NCBI's taxonomy places the organism in Eukaryota, Metazoa, Chordata, Mammalia, Carnivora, Ursidae. Bases 158 to 454 code for a protein of 98 amino acids. The record is from RefSeq and is a predicted model, not a curated record. The transcript is spliced from 3 exons.
CUGGACUGCAUUACAAACAGACGAUACCAUCGCUUCAACAGCAGCCUUCAGACAAGAGGUCACCUGUCCUCGAAGUUUAAAGGACUGGAAAUAGGAGACAGAAAUACACUGAGCCAAAAGAUUCACAAGGGCAAUACAAGAAGUACAAUCCCUAAGAAUGGCCUCCCUGAGCUCCAGCCUCUGGAAUGAAACCACUACAUCUGUUUAUCAGUACCUUGGUUUUCAAGUUCAAAAAAUUUACCCUUUUCAUGAUAACUGGAACACUGCCUGCUUUGUCAUUCUGCUUUUAUUUAUAUUUACAGUGGUAUCUUUAGUGGUGCUGGCUUUCCUUUAUGAAGUGCUUGACUGUUGCUGCUGUGUAAAAAACAAAACUGUUAAAGACUUGAAAAGUGAACCUAACCCUCUUAGAAGUAUGAUGGACAACAUCAGAAAACGUGAAAUUGAAGUGGUCUAG